UUGAGAGCGUAGGGAACUUGGCGUGCCCUUGCGGCGACGUCUUAUUCGGCUUGCAAAUGCUCGGAAGACCGAGGCGCUACGUGGGGAGCCCAUCCAGGUUUUGACACCAGACUUAGAUUUGAGAAACACCUCGGUUUUUCGCCCCCGAUCGUGAAGAUGCCCCACCGAUGUGGGGAGCAGAAGAAGACCCCCGAAGGAAGGCGUUGCUCGUGAGCAUUUAGAAGAUGAGGGGGUUAAACGUAGCUUGAAUUCGAUUCAAGGCAUCCCCAGGAGGAGGCGGGAAAGCUGGAGGAAGCAGCACCAACAAGAGUGGGGUCAUCCUGGACAUCUCCUCUUUGACCAUGAACGAGCUGGACUCGGAGGUCCUUCCCCUGCCGCCUCGCUAUCGGUUUCGAGACUUGCUCUUGGGCGACCAGAGCUUCCAAAAUGAGGACAGGCCACAUAAUGAAGAUUUCAGUAUGGAUUCAUCGCUUUCACAGGUUGAGGUGGAGUUUUACGUGAACGAGAACACCUUUAAAGAACGUCUAAAGCUAUUCUUCAUCAAAAACCAACGAUCGAGCCUGAGGAUACGUCUCUUUAACUUCUCACUCAAGCUUCUCACUUGCCUUCUUUAUAUUGUCCGCGUUCUGCUGGAUGACCCAGAACGGAUAGGAUGCUGGGAGUGUGAGAAACACAUCUACUCCUCCUUCAAUCAAUCAUCGUCGGAAAUCAACUGGGCUCCCAUUUUGUGGGUGGAUCGCAACAAGCCGUUGUGGGCAAUACAAGUCAGUGUAGCCAUCAUUAGCUUUCUUGAGACAAUGCUUCUGAUCUACCUCAGCUAUAAGGGUAACAUUUGCGAGCAAAUCUUUCGUGUUUCCUUCAUCCUUGAAAUGAUCAACACCGUGCCCUUUAUUAUCACGAUAUUUUGGCCACCUCUACGGAAUUUAUUCAUUCCCGUGUUCUUGAAUUGCUGGUUGGCGAAGUAUGCUUUGGAGAACAUGAUAAAUGACUUGCAUCGAGCAAUACAACGGACUCAGUCUGCCAUGUUCAACCAAGUGCUCAUUUUAAUUUGCACUCUGCUUUGUCUUGUUUUCACUGGAACCUGUGGCAUCCAGCAUUUAGAAAGAGCCGGUGAGAACCUCUCGCUCUUCAAGUCCUUCUAUUUUUGCAUCGUCACCUUCUCCACCGUCGGCUAUGGAGACGUGACCCCCAAGAUCUGGCCUUCUCAGCUACUGGUGGUGAUCAUGAUAUGCGUGGCCCUGGUGGUCUUGCCUCUGCAGUUUGAAGAACUGGUGUACCUGUGGAUGGAGCGCCAGAAGUCAGGAGGAAAUUACAGCCGCCAUCGGGCUCAGACGGAGAAGCAUGUUGUGCUUUGUGUCAGCUCCCUUAAGAUAGAUCUGCUGAUGGAUUUCCUCAACGAGUUCUAUGCUCAUCCAAGGCUGCAGGAUUACUACGUGGUCAUCCUUUGCCCUACAGAAAUGGAUAUUCAGGUGCGCCGCGUGCUUCAGAUCCCAUUGUGGUCCCAGCGGGUGAUCUACCUCCAGGGAUCUGCCCUGAAGGAUCAGGAUCUCAUGAGAGCGAAGAUGGACAAUGGAGAAGCUUGCUUCAUUCUGAGCAGUCGAAAUGAGGUGGACCGCACAGCUGCUGAUCAUCAAACCAUACUAAGAGCUUGGGCGGUGAAGGAUUUUGCUCCCAACUGCCCCCUCUACGUUCAGAUUCUGAAGCCGGAGAAUAAAUUCCACGUCAAAUUUGCAGAUCAUGUGGUGUGCGAAGAGGAAUGCAAAUUCGCCAUGCUGGCCCUGAAUUGUGUCUGCCCAGCUACCUCUACUCUUAUUACCCUUCUCGUCCAUACCUCCAGAGGGCAGGAAGGUCAGGAGUCUCCGGAACAAUGGCAAAGAAUGUACGGGCGAUGCUCGGGCAAUGAAGUUUACCACAUCCGCAUGGGUGACAGCAAGUUUUUCAUGGAGUACGAAGGAAAGAGCUUCACCUACGCGUCCUUCCAUGCUCACAAAAAGUAUGGUGUUUGCUUGAUGGGUGUGAAAAAGGAGAACAAGAGCAUCCUUCUCAACCCGGGACCACGACACAUCAUGACCGCGUCUGAUACGUGUUUCUACAUCAACAUCACCAAAGAGGAGAACUCCGCCUUCAUCUUCAAACAGGAAGAGAAGCAGAAACAGAAGCUGUUUAUGGGCAAAGGAAUCUACGACGGACCAUCAAGAUUGCCGGUCCAUAGCAUCAUCGCUAGCAUGGGCACGGUGGCCAUGGACCUUCAGAACACCGAAUGCCACCCCAACCACAGCUCCAAGCUAACUCUGCCAGCGGAGAACGGGUCUGGAAAAAGGAGACCCAGUAUCGCCCCGGUUCUGGAGGUGGCAGACGCCUCUUCUCUUCUACCCUGCGACAUGCUCAGCGACCAAUCCGAGGACGAGGUGACUCAGUCCGAUGACGACGGACUGACCAUUAUAGAGUACGUGAAGGGGUAUCCUCCAAACUCACCUUACAUUGGAAGUUCUCCUACCCUCUGCCAUCUUUUACCUGUCAAGGCCCCGUUCUGUUGCUUACGUCUGGACAAGGGCUGCAAACACAACAGUUACGAAGACGCGAAGGCCUAUGGCUUUAAGAACAAGUUGAUCAUUGUGUCCGCUGAGACCGCGGGCAACGGCUUGUAUAAUUUUAUUGUCCCUCUUCGGGCGUAUUAUCGUUCACGGAAGGAGUUGAAUCCCAUUGUGCUGCUGCUAGACAACAAACCUGACCAUCACUUCUUAGAAGCCAUCUGUUGUUUUCCAAUGGUUUAUUAUAUGGAAGGUACAAUUGAUAACCUCGAUAGUUUGCUGCAAUGUGGCAUCAUUUACGCUGACAAUUUGGUGGUGGUGGAUAAAGAAAGUACCAUGAGCGCAGAGGAAGAUUACAUGGCGGAUGCCAAGACCAUUGUCAACGUCCAGACCAUGUUCAGACUUUUUCCAAGUCUGAGUAUCAUUACGGAAUUGACACAUCCAUCCAACAUGAGGUUUAUGCAAUUCCGGGCGAAGGACAGCUACUCGUUGGCCCUUUCCAAACUGGAGAAGAAAGAACGAGAGAACGGCUCCAAUUUGGCUUUCAUGUUCCGCCUCCCGUUUGCCGCUGGCCGAGUUUUCAGCAUCAGUAUGUUAGAUACUCUCCUUUACCAGUCCUUUGUGAAAGAUUACAUGAUCACCAUCACGAGAUUAUUACUUGGUCUGGAUACGACGCCUGGAUCUGGCUAUCUCUGUGCAAUGAAAAUCACCGAAGAUGAUCUCUGGAUCCGAUCCUACGGGCGUCUCUUUCAGAAGCUAUGUUCUUCCAGCGCAGAGAUUCCCAUCGGAAUCUACCGAACCGAGUCCCAUAUGUUCUCCACCACCGAUCCUCAUGAUAUCAGAACCCAGUCACAGAUUUCAAUCAACGUGGAAGACUGCGAAGACCUCAAGGAAGGGAAGGAGACUUGGAACGCCAAGCCGCACCAUCACCACCACCGGAAUUCGUGCCCUGCUGACCAGACGGAGCACCCACUUCUCCGGAGGAAAAGCAUGCAGUGGGCUAGGCGGCUGAGCCGGAAAGGAGCCAACAAGCAGACCUCAAAGACGGCCGAGUGGAUCAACCAACAGAGACUGAAUCUCUACCGGCGGUCGGAAAGGCAGGAGCUGUCUGAGCUUGUGAAGAAUCGCAUGAAACAUCUGGGCUUACCCACAACAGGGUACGAGGAUGUAGCAAAUUUAACAGCCUGUGAUGUGAUGAACCGAGUAAACCUUGGAUAUUUGCAAGAUGAAAUGAACGACCAUCAGAACACGCUCUCCUACGUUCUCAUCAAUCCCCCUCCGGACACACGGCUGGAACUCAACGACAUCGUGUAUUUAAUACGACCCGACCCGCUCGCACAUGUGGAAAAUGAAGGCCAUAGUCGAAAGAGCAGCAGUCAUAAGAAGGCAAACCCUGAAACUCGAGACGAGACGCAGCUCUGAGUAACUCCCUCUUCCUGCACGGAAAAUACAUCUCUUUUGUUCAUGCAUGGAACUGCAUCAAAAUUACCAAUAAACAUAGGAAGGGGAAGAAGAUAUUUUUCAGGGGACACCUGUUGUACUUUGCAUUGAGCGAGUUUAAAAAGAUGACUUUGUUCAAGCUGGACUCUGGAUUCCGGAUCUACAGAGCUGGUAUGAAUGACUCCCCUCUCCCCCGUUUCCUGGUCAGGUUUUGGGUUCUCCUCCCAAAGGACUCCAGGUGGCUGGAGAAGCUUAGAACUUUAGAGGUAGCUCCUCUCGCGGAUGGACGAUUCGUACGCCACUUGGUUUUAAACUUUUCUAUCGUUUCAGAGGGGUUGUUGGGGGUGGGGGAAAAGAAGUAAAAAAAGCAAUUAAAAAUAUACCACAACUCGUGAACAUGUCUUCAUUGGCGUAAACCACGGGGGUGCGCGCAUGUGCCAUAGUAGAAGCCUCAUCCAUCGGGAGCGGAAGGAAGACCCAGCUCAGCAAUGCAGAAGAACGUCAAGACUCAGAGCUCAGGUUCACAAGCAUUCCUGCCAAGUGGAUGUUCCUAAAAUGAAGAAUAUUUAUUUUUAAUGUGCUUAAUUAAAAGCACAUUUAAUGUGCUUAGUUAAAACACCUUUGGAUGGUGUUACGCCGCACCAAGAGAACUGAUCCCAAAAUGAUGUUAAGGUUUGCAGCCUCCACAGAAAAUAUUUCAUAAGCACGACUGACUUCAGGACAUAAGUCCCUCUUUUGGAAAUAAAAUAUGGUCCUAAAUAUAUAUUUUUUUUCAUCUAAAGGCAUUUUUAUUUGUUGGGCAACUGCUGCUACAAAAGCAAAUGGA
Messenger RNA from Ahaetulla prasina, 4797 nucleotides. RefSeq names its product potassium sodium-activated channel subfamily T member 1 (gene KCNT1). The record is from RefSeq and is a predicted model, not a curated record. The transcript has 34 exons. Gene Ontology annotation, cellular component: membrane. Lineage: Eukaryota; Metazoa; Chordata; Lepidosauria; Squamata; Colubridae. The coding region runs from base 342 to 3953 and encodes 1203 amino acids. Gene Ontology annotation, biological process: potassium ion transport. Gene Ontology annotation, molecular function: intracellular sodium-activated potassium channel activity.